AUGGAUUAUUUACUAAGACGUGAACGACGUCGAUUGGCAAAAGAUUUAAUUAAUCAACGAAUAAUAGAACAAGCAAUUGAUAUUGAAAGACAACGUGAAAAUGAUCUUCGACGAGAAUUUCAAUCAAUAAUUCAUGAUAUUAAGAGUGUAGAAAAACGACGACAUGCUCGAUCACAUUCACAAAGUAGUGAUUAUAGAGAUAAUCGUCAUCAACAUGAUUCUAAUGAUUUGUAUGAAGAACAAUCAAGAUAUAGAAGUGGUAGUCUUUCUCAAUAUCGUCAUUCUCAUCAUCAACAUAGUGACUCAAGAGAAUGUUCUUUAGUUACAUUAACUUAUCGUAGUUCAGCUGCUAGUAGACAUGGUGAUGAGAUAAUGAUUGUUCAAAAUGGUAGAACAGUUUUCAAAGGUUGUUUAACAUGUGGAGAUCAAUUAACAUUUAAAUCAAAACGUUAUAAAGAUAAUCCAAGAAUAGCAUUAGAUUUUUAUAUAAAUGAUAUACUUGAAGAUCGAAUAACAGCUUGUUGUGAACAUGCAUUAAUUAAAAGAGAUGAAAAUCAUUUUUUUCAAAUUGAACAUAUUGUUGGAUCAAAACCUUGUCAACAAUGUCAAUUAGAAAGUGCUACAAGUUCACCAAGUCCAUCUCCAACCCCUCCGAUUACACGAUGUAAACGAUCAUCAACCAUAACAAAUAAUGAACAAAGACAAAUAUCAUCAACAACAAGACAACGAUCAUCAAUACAUACUACAAACAAUUCUCAAAAAUCAAAACCACCAGUUUCAUUAAAUAAUCGAGGACGAACAAAUCGAAAAUUAAGAACCGAUACAAAAUCAACUAAUCAAAUCAAUCAUCAAGAAUCAGAGAAAAAAAGACCAACAACACUUUGUGUUUCACAGUCAGAUGUUGAAAAAGCUUCAAGUGAAGGUUUUUCAGCUGAUGUUUUUGAAUUAUCUAAUUCUCAACCAUUAACAUCUAUUCAAUCAGAAAAUAAACAACAACGACAACAAAUUGAAGAAGAUUCAAGAACUUUCUUACCGAUUUUAUUAUCUACUGAUCAAGAAUUAUCACGACCACCCAAACGCACUUAUGGUUUUAUAAAAAUGAUUAUUUUUAUUUAA
Molecule: messenger RNA, 1116 nt
Organism: Rotaria sp. Silwood2
Lineage: Eukaryota; Metazoa; Rotifera; Eurotatoria; Philodinida; Philodinidae
Source: the annotation of a GenBank genome assembly